Chelmon rostratus (copperband butterflyfish) is the source of this 2605-nucleotide messenger RNA. It is a transcript of the gene c9orf72, whose product is annotated as C9orf72-SMCR8 complex subunit. Gene Ontology annotation, biological process: endocytosis; autophagy. Gene Ontology annotation, cellular component: endosome; autophagosome. Gene Ontology annotation, molecular function: guanyl-nucleotide exchange factor activity. The transcript is spliced from 10 exons. Lineage: Eukaryota; Metazoa; Chordata; Actinopteri; Chaetodontiformes; Chaetodontidae. The record is from RefSeq and is a predicted model, not a curated record. The coding region runs from base 197 to 1585 and encodes 462 amino acids.
ACCUGCAGCUGGCUAAUCACCUUUAAAGUGUUGCAUGCCAUGUCAAUGGCAGAAAGAAAACAAUGAUUUCCUUUCACCAACAUUUGGUAUUAUUCUUGUAGAAACGGGGCGGUCUGGCGAUUUCACACGAAAAAGGCCCAAUAAGUUUAUUAUCAUUCACUCUUACACUUGACGGUGACGUUUCCAAGCAUCUCUGAUGUCUUCUGGCUGUCCACCCCAGUCACCUGCCGUGGCAAAGUCUGAGGUAGCAGUCGACGGAGAAUGCCCGCUGCUGGCUGCCACCUUUGCCUACUGGGACAACAUCCUGGGUCCACGGGUGCGCCACAUCUGGGUGCCAAAGGGUGAUCAAUUGAUGUUCCUCAGCGAUGGAGAGGUCACAUUUUUGGCCAAUCAUACGCUGAAUGGGGAGAUCCUGCGAAGCGCUGAGUGCGGCGCUGUGGAUGUGAAGUUUUUUGUCCUGGCAGAAAAGGGCGUCAUCAUUGUGUCUCUUAUCUUCGACGGCGAGCUGAAGGGGGACAAGAACACGUGUGCCUUGUCCAUCAUCCUGCCUCAGACAGAGCUGGCCUUCUACCUACCGCUGCACACCAUCUGUGUGGAGAGGCUAAAGCACGUUAUCCGCAAGGGUCGCAUUUGGAUGCAGAAGGGCUACAACAUCAUCUCAGUGCUCAGCAUGGAGAUUGUCCCCAUCAUGGAGCUGUUGGCCUCAAUGAAGACACACAGUGUGCCACAAGAUGUAGAUAUAAAAGACACCGUGCUAAAUGAUGAUGACAUCGGGGACAGCUGCCACGAGGAUUUCCUCCACAAGGCCAUCAGCUCUCAUCUGCAGACUUGCGGUUGUUCAAUAGUGGUUGGAAGCAACCCAGAGAAAGUAAACAAGAUUGUGCGGACUCUCUGCCUCUUCCUCACCCCGGCUGAGAGGAAGUGCUCUCGACUCUGCAAGGCUGACUCUUCCUUCAAAUAUGACACAGGCCUGUUCGUUCAGGGUCUGCUCAAGGACUCCACAGGUAGCUUCGUCCUGCCCUUCCGCCAGGUGCUCUACUCCCCUUACCCGACCACGCACAUCGACGUCGACAUCAACACGGUCAAGCAGAUGCCGCCGUGCCACGAGCACACGUACAACCAGCGGCGCUACAUGCGGUCGGAGCUGAGCGCGCUGUGGAAGACGGACAGCGAGGACGACAUUCCACCUGACACAGUUAUCCACACCGAUGAAUCCUUCACACCUGACCUGAAUAUCUUUCAAGACGUCAUGCAUAAAGACACUUUGGUGAAGUCAUUCAUAGAUGAGGUGUUCAUGCUGAAGCCAGGCCUGUCCCUGCGGAGCACCUAUCUGGCCCAGUUCCUGCUGCUGCUCCACAGGAAGGCCCUCACACUGCUCAAGUACAUCGAGGACGAAACGCAAAAAGGGAAGAAGCCCUUUCGAUCUUUGCGCAAUUUAAAGACAGACCUGGAUCUGACAGUGGAAGGAGACCUGAACAUAGUAAUGGCCUUCGCUGAGAAGCUCAGGGCAGGACUGCACUCGUUUGUGUUUGGGAAGCCGUUCUACACCAGCAUGCAGGAACGAGACGUACUCAUGAGCUUUUGACUGCGUCCUUCAGCUGCACUUUAUGUAUUUUGUUGGGAUGUUUUAUUGUUACAUGAAUGCAUGCACAUGUGUACAUUUUGUGAGAAGACUGAAUAUUUAUUCCUGCUUUGCUGAAAUGGACAAAAAACCAAAACAUUUUGCCUUCCUUUUGUGUCAUGAUCAAUACAAGUCAUGAUUCCAGUCAUUUGUCUGAGUAUUACUGCUGUUUUGAGCCAUUACAAUUAGCAUUUUGAUAUAUUACGUUGAUCAACUGUAAGCAUCAUGUUUUUAGACUGCUGAAAUUAUUUUCCGCGGGUUGAAUUAUUCAUGUAUUCUGUGCCUUCUGUUAAUAGAGGGUCUGUAUUAAUUUAUGCUGUUAAAAUUGGCUGAGGUGCCCACCAGUACAUUUGCAAUUUAAUUAAAAAUGAUAUUUAUUAAAACAAGAGGUAUUAGUUUCUUCACUGCCUGUGUUAUACAACAACACCACUUGGCCUUUCAACCUUUUGGAUUUGUUCAUUGCCUCUUUACACAAUUCAGUUACUGAAUCUGUGUGCUGAAUGUGAAUGGUGCAGAUCAACAAGGCUGCGAGUAUGAAGCACAGGGAUUUCAUUAAAGAAAAAGCACUGUAAAUGAAAUCCUAACACAAUCCCUCCUGAUACAGCAGAUCUGUGUGUCUCGCUGACAGCGAGCAUCAUUAAAUGCAUUUACCCAGUUGUGGGUAAAAUGGAUUUGCACUGAUUUUUUUUUCUCACGCAGCUGUUUGCGGUUAGGAUUAUCCAUCUACUGCAAACACACAUUUGCUAUGGUCUUAAAGUCAAGCAAUCUAGUGUAUGUGCUUUGCUUCUAAAAAAUGCAAAUUGUUUUGACGGUGUUGUGCGUUGAUCUGAUAAUGAUGUGCUACUCUCCAUUUAACCUUUUCCUUACUUUCAUGUAUAAUUUUGAAUGCAGAAGGCCUUGGAGAGACAGUCAUACUGUGUUUAUCAGAAAUGUACAAAUGACAGACAUGCUCUCACGGGAGCAAUGAACAAUAAAGACUGUAAU